ACAGCUUUCACUUAAUUCUUAAUUUAUCUUGGUUUUUUCUGAAUAUUCUUGCCGAGGCCGACUGGUGGCCCGCCCUCAGUCUGAGAAAGUCUGGCUGGUGUCUGAUCUCCAUCGCAGUCAAACCCUUCCAAACAUCUUUCAUCAUCGUCCACCACCACCGCCCAUCGCCCGACUUCCACCCCCAACUCCAUCCACCAACAUCGAUUUUCCACCCUCCGCCAUCUCCUCUCUAUCGCACCAUUCAAUUCCUUUAUCCACCGCUUAUCAUCGCGUCUCUCGUGACCCCCUCGCGACCGCCCGCGACCGCCCGCGACCGCUCUCGCUCUCUCCGAUCUCGUCACUCUCCCUCCUCCCACUCGCUCACUCGCUCAUUCUCCUCUCGCGCCGGUACACUCAUAUCGAGCCCGGAGUGACGAGACACCGCCACAUCUCCUUUUCCUACUCUACCCGAUCAUGGCGCUGGAGCCGCAACCGCCCAGCGUUCGCAAGCGCGUCAAGGUCUACGAACUCAGGGAUAAUGACUGGUUUGAUCGGGGAACGGGGUUUUGCACCGGCCAGUUCUUGGAAGAUGAACCGCGAAUAUUUGUCGAGUCUGAAGACGAGCCUGGUCGGGUGCUCUUGGAGACGAAAAUAAACAGAGAUGAUGGGUACCAGAAGCAGCAAGAGACAUUAAUCGUAUGGACGGAGCCCACUGGGACGGAUAUGGCGCUGAGCUUCCAAGAAGCUGAGGGUUGCGCAGUUAUCUGGGAUUUCGUCCACAGUGUCCAGCACCACAUGGGUGUGGCAACAACAGAUGACUUAUCAGAAGACCUUGAUAGCUACCACCAGGUCAUGCUGCCCGCACCGGAGCUCGGGAACCUACCGGAAAUUGAACACAUUAUGAGAGUCGCUAGCAUGUCGCAGCCCGGUCGAGAUACGCUAUCCAAGAUUGUCAUCCGCGAUGACUACAUUACCAAAUUGAUUCCUCUCGUUUCUGUCGCAGAAGACCUCGAAAGUCUCCCCGAUUUACAUCGCCUUUGCAGCAUAAUGAAGUCCGUCAUCCUUCUUAACGAUAACACCAUCAUCGAAAAUGUCGUCGCCGAUCCUCUGAUCCUCGGAGUGGUUGGAGCUCUAGAAUACGACCCCGAAUUCCCUACCCAUAAAGCAAACCACCGACAAUACCUUGCAGAUGAAUCCCGCUUCAAGGAAGUCGUUCCGAUCAAGGACCCUAUCAUCCGGAAGAAGAUUCGUUGUACAUGGCGCCUACAAUACUUGAAGGACGUGGUUUUAGCACGCAUUCUAGACGACCCGACCUUCUCCGUCCUCAAUUCGUUGAUUUUCUUUAACCAGGUCGAAAUCGUGAACCAUAUUCAGUCGAACGCGGCAUUCUUAAAAGAGCUGUUCUCAGUCUUCGACCCCAGGAACCCGGACAUGAGACGAAAAGAAGACGCGGUGCAAUUUCUCCACCAAUGUGCGGUCAUCGCAAAGAAUCUGCAGCCUCAAGGUCGCGCAAGUCUCUAUGCCAACUUUAUCGGCCAUGGCCUUUUCGCAGUAAUCGCCUUUGCCGUGAAACACCCACGACCGCCAGUGAGAACGACCGGUAUCGACAUUCUGGUGGCGCUGCUCGACCAUGACCCUAUCCUGAUGCGUGGCUAUAUGCUUAAGGCCGUCAACGAAAAGAAGACACCUCUUACGGAUACCCUGAUUGACCUGCUGCAUAUGGAGUCCGAUCUCGGCGUUAAAAACCAACUGGCAGAUGCCAUCAAGGUUCUGCUUGAUCCUCAAGUCACCAUGCAGGAUGCGAUGGGUCGGGCUGGGCCCGAUUACUUUGCCAAACUCCGUCCCAACAACAUCCUAUCCGAUGCGUUUGUACAACACCACUUUGAUGAAUCGGCUAAGAAGUUGUUUAUGCCGAUGGGCAAUCUCGAGCAUCGUACUAAUUUUCACGACCUCACGUUCCACGAGGUGGCAUUAUACGCUCAUCUUGUUGAUAUCCUUGGGUUCUUCAUUCGCCAGGACAUGUUCAGAAAUCGCCACGUUCUCCAAACUGAAGCCAUUGCACCACGGAUAGCACAGUUGCUCACUGUGCCCCAGAAACAUCUCAAACUGGCUGCCGUGAAAUUCUUCCGCGGCUUAAUUGGCCUCCACGACACGUUUUACCAAGCAAUCCUGACACGCCACAACACAUUCGGCCUCAUUCUCGACAUUGUCCGUGAAACGAUGCCCCGCGAUAAUCUCCUAAACUCAGCAUGUCUCGAACUAUUCGAAUGCAUUCGAAGGGAAAAUAUUAAAACGUUGAUUGUGCAUGUAGUUGAGAAAUACCGCGAAAAACUCUUGAGCAUCGUUUACGUCGAUACAUUCAUCAAUUUGGUCAACCGUUACGAACAGAUGCAGGGAUACGGGGCUGAUGCUGAGUUCACACUAUCUGCGCGGGGCGAGGAAUCGCAGGCGCCAAAAACUCAACCCAAUGGACAGCGAUGGUCAGGGGUUGGAGAGAUGGAUGCUGCAGAGGAAGCUUACUUUAAUACCUCAGACGAUGAGGAGGAUUGGCAACAAACCAACCCCGAUACUGCGCAGGACAGGCCUGCUCUUCCACCUCUUCCAGCGGCCAAACCAUUAGUUGACUACCCCGAUGACGAUGACGAAGAUGUCAUGGAUACACAAAUGGAUCCGACUCAAUCCCAGAAACAAGAAGAAAAACAUGUGAAGCAAAAUAUUUGCGCUACACAAGAUCCUAACCUGAGACACACAACACCACCAUCCCAACCUCCCCCGGAACGAUUAUCAGAAAAGCGACGCCGUGAAGAGGAAGACGAAGACGAACUAGUCAAGUUAACCUCUGGCGGGCCCAAACGACGAAGUUCGACGAGCAGUAACUCCGGAAGCGCCGGGUUCUUACGACGAAAGAGGAGCAUAGAAAAGGGAAACACACAAAGUACCAACAGCGUCAGCGCACCACCGAAGAAGAUUUCGAUUAAUAUCGGGGCCAAGCCCAACAACACAACAACCACAACAAGCAGUGAAAAGGAGAAUUGAGAUGAAAUAAUCCGGCAUUGAAGGCAGUUGAUCCCGUGACAUUUUUUUACAUGUUUCAUUUGAACGGCAUCCAUACAUAUCGGCGUUUAUUUGCACAAAUCAAUAACCAUAUAUCCCCAUUCCCUAGCGAACUGUUGUCAGGAUACCUGUCUGUUUUGAGUGUCUUUACGUUUUUCUUCCGGCUGCUUAUCUUAGAUACCAGAUGAAGUGACGGUGUUUU
Messenger RNA from Aspergillus ruber CBS 135680, 3235 nucleotides. RefSeq names its product SMEK family protein. The record is from RefSeq and is a predicted model, not a curated record. Gene Ontology annotation, molecular function: protein phosphatase activator activity. The coding region runs from base 454 to 3015 and encodes 853 amino acids. Gene Ontology annotation, biological process: DNA damage response; protein dephosphorylation. The transcript has 9 exons. Lineage: Eukaryota; Fungi; Ascomycota; Eurotiomycetes; Eurotiales; Aspergillaceae. Gene Ontology annotation, cellular component: protein phosphatase 4 complex; nucleoplasm.